Colius striatus (speckled mousebird) is the source of this 1964-nucleotide messenger RNA. RefSeq names its product DnaJ heat shock protein family (Hsp40) member B2 (gene DNAJB2). NCBI's taxonomy places the organism in Eukaryota, Metazoa, Chordata, Aves, Coliiformes, Coliidae. The record is from RefSeq and is a predicted model, not a curated record. Bases 134 to 1150 code for a protein of 338 amino acids. Gene Ontology annotation, molecular function: ATPase activator activity; Hsp70 protein binding. Gene Ontology annotation, cellular component: endoplasmic reticulum membrane; cytosol. Gene Ontology annotation, biological process: positive regulation of proteasomal ubiquitin-dependent protein catabolic process; protein refolding. The transcript has 9 exons.
CGGCUCCGCGGUUGGCUGCGGCCGCCUCCAGCCCCCGGCGGCCCGGCGCGGGGAGCCGCGACACCCACCGGCCGCUGGCGGCCCGCGGCGCUCGGCUGCGGCGCUCAGUGACUCAGUGGGACAGCCACACGUCAUGGUGGACUACUACGAAGCGCUGGGGGUGAGCCGCAAUGCCACCGCCGAGGACAUCAAAAAGGCGUACAGGAAGGCCGCGCUGAAAUGGCACCCGGAUAAAAACCCAGACAACAAGGAGUACGCCGAGCAGAGGUUCAAGGAGAUCGCUGAAGCAUAUGAAGUGCUGUCAGACAAGCAGAAGCGCGAUGUGUACGAUCGCUACGGCAAGGACGGACUGAUGGGGGCAGGACCAGGGGGCUCCAGGGCCGAUGCUGGGGCGCCUGAAUUCACCUUCACCUUCCGCAGCGCUCACGACGUCUUCCGGGAGUUCUUCGGCGGGCGAGACCCCUUCGCUGAUUUCUUUGAUGAGAUGCUGCCCUUCUCUGAGCUGCGAGGACCCGGCCCCCGGCACCACCGGGGAGGCCACUUCUUUUCCCCCUUCCCAGGAUCCUCAGAUUUCUUCGCCUCAUCCUUCAGCUCGGGUGCUGACGCAGGGCUGGGCUUCCGCUCCGUCUCCACCUCCACCACCUUCGUUAACGGCAAGCGCAUCACCACCAAACGGAUCAUUGAGAAUGGGCGGGAGCGGGUGGAAGUGGAGGAGGACGGGGAGCUGAAGUCGAUCCACAUCGAUGGUGUCCCCGAUGACAUGGCGCUGGGGCUGGAGCUGAGCCGGCGAGAACAGCAAGCCUUCCCCAGCCCCCGCGCCCCCUCACCCCCGCCACCCACCCCACACCGGCCCCCCAAUUCCUCUCCCGUCUGCCUCUACACGGACAGCGAGGACGAGGAUGAGGACUUGCAGCUGGCCAUGGCCUACAGCCUCUCGGAGAUGGAGGCUGCGGGGCACCACCGAGCAGGUGGGCACAGCCCCGGCGCCCAGCCGGCCCCGGGGGGCAGCCCUGGCACUCCCUCCUCUGCCCGCAGAGCCCGCGAGCCCCGGCCCAGCAGGGGCCCGGAGCGGGAGCUGCUGGGGGCUGGCACAGCAGCGGGGCACGAAGCAGCCCACAAAGCCAAGCAGUGGCACUGCCCUCUGCUCUGAGCCUGGGGUUGGGCUUGUGCUCCCCCCUCCCUUGUGGGGCAGGGAGAGGAAAAGGGAGAGUGAGGGCUCACUGCCCGGGCUUCCGUUCCUGCCUCCCCCAGCAAAGGAGGGAGUCUCUCCUGCCCUUCCUCCUUGGUGCCACUUGCAUGGGGCAGGGGGGCAAUUGGUGGCACCCCAGGCUCAAGGGGACUGCCAGAGUUGGGGGUUGUGGCUCAAAUAAGGGCCCUUGGUGGGGUCCUGGGAGGAGGGGCAGCUCCCUGCCCUGACUGUGGACAGUGUGGGGUGCUGGUGGGCUGCUGUGCCCUGGCUAUGCCCACUCUGCCUGGCUGCUCUGCAGAGGGGCAGGGGCACCAGCCAGUGCCUCCCUAGACGCUGCCCACCCUGCCUGGGCUGGCGAGCUCUGGGCCAGGCUCUCCCUCCUUGCAAGGAGGCGUUCAUGUGUGGACUCUGCUUUGUGCCUUGUGUGUCUUUCUCUCCCAUGAAUGCUGUUGUUCCUGCCUGUACCACCUCCUCCUCCGGCCUCCCCAUUGCAGACCCUGCCUGGUGCCCCCGUUCCCUACACUUUGCACACUCUGCAGGGCACUGUCACUCCCUGCCCCUCACCUUGGCCUGGGGCACUGGGUCCCUCCCUGCUUCCCGCAGCAGCAGUGAACCUCAGUGAUGCUCACAGGCUUUCCCUCACUUGCUCUUGUCCUGCCUUGGCUCUCCUCCUCUUCCUCCUCCUCCUGGGCCUUGCUCCCUCCCUCUCUGCCCUUCCCCAGGCCUGGGCUGAGGAGGGUUUCACGGGUGCUGUUGUGUCCCCCCUCCGCUUGUC